Messenger RNA from Phlebotomus papatasi, 1511 nucleotides. RefSeq names its product zinc finger protein 501-like. Gene Ontology annotation, cellular component: nucleus. Gene Ontology annotation, molecular function: RNA polymerase II cis-regulatory region sequence-specific DNA binding; zinc ion binding; DNA-binding transcription factor activity. The record is from RefSeq and is a predicted model, not a curated record. Gene Ontology annotation, biological process: regulation of transcription by RNA polymerase II. The transcript has 3 exons. Bases 62 to 1300 code for a protein of 412 amino acids. Lineage: Eukaryota; Metazoa; Arthropoda; Insecta; Diptera; Psychodidae.
AGAUUUUGUAAAUAGUUCAGUAUAGUUUUUUGUUGAUGUUUUGAAAAAUUUUCGCAGAAAAAUGACCACGAAUAUUGAGAACUAUAGUGACUAUUGUUGCGGGUGUUUUACUAAAAGCCAAAAUUUAACAUCCUUGCAAUCAGAUUUGAAUAAAGAAAAGACAAUAUAUGAAGUAUUUUUCGAGAUAACUGGGAUUGAAAUUUCGAUGUCUGACUCUUCAGAAUUUAAUAAAAAUAUUUGUUCAGAUUGUCUGCAACAACUGAAAAACGCCUUCAGUUUCCGGGAAAUGUGCCUGGAGACCCGGAAGAAGUUUUUUGGUCUGCUAGAAAACCAAGUGGAUCAAUCUAUUGCUGUGGAGAAUACUAAAGAUGAGUCAGUUGGGGAUAAAGUUGGUCAGGAAGAGUGUUCAGAAGCUCACCAAUUCACCAGUUCUCCACUCACCAAAGAAUUUGUCUCUCAGAAAACUUCCCCAAAGAACCACAGUAGAAAAUAUCCCAAAAUAUCCUGCAAGGCUACAAAAUUAUCACCGCAAAAGGUUCUUCUAAACAGGGGUCAUAAACGGAUUGGGCACAAAAUCGAAGAGGAAACAUCAGAAACUGGAACCAAUUAUCUAUGCAGCACUUGUGGCAAGAGCUUCAAGACGAGGCAGAGACUGCAGAAUCACAUAAUAACUCAUACGGGUGAGAAGAAAUUCUCCUGUAGCAUUUGCAGCAAAAGGUUUGCCAUCGCAAAUAGCCUGAAGAAUCACAUGAGGAUCCAUACAGGAGAUAAGCCAUACAAGUGCUCAACUUGUGGUCUCUGUUUUUCCCAGAGGAACGUUUUAGUGUGCCACAGUCGGCUUCACACAGGAGAAAAACCAUUUACUUGCGAAAUUUGUCAGAAAAAAUUCAGACAAAAUGCCACUCUAAAGACUCACAUGGCUAUUCAUACAGGAAAAUCCAUUGAGUGUCCAGAUUGCAAGAAAACAUUCAGCAGGAUGUCUUUUCUUCAUGUACAUCGCCGAAAGCAUACGGGAGAGAAGCCAUAUGCUUGCGAUAGAUGUCCCAAUAGGUAUCGGCAAAAGUGCCACUUGGCUCAGCAUAUGGAUACGCAUGAUGGAGUGAAAUACCAGUGUUUAAUCUGCAAGAAGGACUACUCCAAGAAAUGGAGUUUAAAAAUUCACAUGAUUUCCAUCCAUUCGGAUGGUAGUCGAUUCAAAUGUGACUGUGGACUCUCAUUCGUCCGCAGAGACAAAUUCAUUUUUAGGUACCGGAAGCACAUGAAAAUAGUUCACGGAAAGGAUAUUGAUACGGAAAGAUAAAAAAGGCGCCAAGAAUACUUUGUCCAUUUCCCACCAGAGGCGCUGCCCAUACUAGUAUAACAAGUUUUGCAAAACCACCACCGUGGCUCUCUGAUAGAAAAUUGGAAAAUCGGAUAACACAGAUGAAAAAGGAAAAAAUUACAGCUAAAACUUCUUAAUUUGUGUAUCAAUUUGUCAAUUCCCAUUUCUUCAAUAAAACUCGAUUAUUUCA